GAGGAGGAUGGUGGCAGCGGCCAGGCGUGCCCUCCUGCUGCUGGGCUGCACGGCGAUCCUGCAGGUCACCGCAGGCACCAGGUUCCUGCUCAACUGCCCCGAGGGCUGGUCCUACUACAAGUCCAGCUGCUUCAGGUAUUUCCGCCAGCUCCGCACAUGGGACGAGGCAGAGGCACAGUGCCAGAGCAGCCACUCUGAAGCCCACCUGGUGUGGGUGGAGGAGCCCAAGGAGGCGGCCACCCUGCGCAGGGUCAUCUCCUACUACCAGCGCUCACAGCCCGUCUGGUUGGGCCUCUACCACCAGCAGCAGAGCAAAAGCUGGCGGUGGACCAACGGGGACGAGUAUGAUGACUCCAGCAAGCUUCCAGGGAACGGUGCCCAAGGUGGGGACUGCGCCCUGCUGACCCAAACCAGCGGCUUUUCCGUGUGGUCCAGCGCUGACUGCAAGCGGCGGCACCACUUCAUCUGCAAGUUCACUCCCUCGCAGUGA
Cygnus atratus (black swan) is the source of this 490-nucleotide messenger RNA. RefSeq names its product regenerating family member 4 (gene REG4). Bases 8 to 490 code for a protein of 160 amino acids. NCBI's taxonomy places the organism in Eukaryota, Metazoa, Chordata, Aves, Anseriformes, Anatidae. The transcript has 5 exons. The record is from RefSeq and is a predicted model, not a curated record.